AACCAUGACGGUGAGCUACCAGUACGAGGUGGCCUCGUCCACGAGCGGCGGCUUCACCCGCCUGCUCUUCAUGUGGAAGGGCAGCCUGUACAAGCUCAUCUACCGCGAGCUGCUGCUGCUUCCUCGCGGCCUUCGGCCUGCUCAGCGCUCUCUACAGGAACACCUUCAACAGCGACCAGCGAAAUUUCUUCAGUUUUUCAAUGAGAAUCAUGAAAUUAAACUAUAUUGUGAUAACUACUUUUUUACUUUCUGUACUUCGAAUUUUCACGAGCACGCCCGCAUGGUGCGGCGCACGCUCAUGCGCUACCUCAACCUCACGCUCAUCCUCGUGCUGCGCUCCAUCAGCUCGGCCGUGAAGCGCCGCUUCCCCACGCUCGAGCACGUCGUCGAGGCAGGAUAUCGCAUUUUCUCGAAUAAAGGUUGUGGAUUUUUGUAA
This is a messenger RNA of Gryllus bimaculatus (two-spotted cricket), 436 nucleotides long. NCBI's taxonomy places the organism in Eukaryota, Metazoa, Arthropoda, Insecta, Orthoptera, Gryllidae. The record is from the annotation of a GenBank genome assembly.